Molecule: messenger RNA, 425 nt
Organism: Meleagris gallopavo (turkey)
Lineage: Eukaryota; Metazoa; Chordata; Aves; Galliformes; Phasianidae
Source: RefSeq, a predicted model, not a curated record
GUUUUCUUCCUGGGAGGAUUUUGAAGAGGAGCAUGGGAAAGGGAGAGAGUUCGGUUAUGCAAGUCUUCACAAAGAACUUGAACCAUUUCUACUCAGAAGAGUUAAAAAAGAUGUAGAAAAGUCUUUACCUGCUAAGGUUGAACAAAUUUUAAGGAUGGAAAUGAGUGCAUUGCAGAAGCAAUAUUACAAGUGGAUUUUAACCAGGAAUUAUAAAGCUCUGAGCAAAGGUUCUAAAGGCAGUACUUCAGGAUUUUUGAACAUCAUGAUGGAACUGAAGAAGUGUUGUAACCAUUGUUACCUUAUUAAACCACCGGAUGAUAAUGAAUUCUAUAAUAAACAGGAGGCUUUACAGGUAAUGCCACUUUUGGUUUUUAAUUUCUUCUUAUAAGGUUGUGGUUUACAUCAUGUAGUCGUUCUACUGUUCU